Messenger RNA from Rana temporaria (common frog), 2785 nucleotides. It is a transcript of the gene SCEL, whose product is annotated as sciellin. NCBI's taxonomy places the organism in Eukaryota, Metazoa, Chordata, Amphibia, Anura, Ranidae. Gene Ontology annotation, cellular component: cytoplasm. Bases 167 to 2320 code for a protein of 717 amino acids. Gene Ontology annotation, biological process: epidermis development. The record is from RefSeq and is a predicted model, not a curated record. The transcript is spliced from 31 exons.
ACUCACAUUCUGUAAGGGAGAAGACUUGCGGAGGUUUUUUUCCUUCGCUCACAGAAGCCUGGCUAUACCUGCAUAGCAGGUGACUUACUUUGUCUGCCUGAUAAGACCAUUGUUCUUGCUGCCAAGUGCCCUGUGUUUGUAAGAUCUAAAGAAGCUGUUCAGCAAGAUGUCUACUUACACCUUUAACAAAUAUGGAAGCGAUGCUAAAAGUAAUACCCUGGGAUCUGUAAGCAGAGAGAAUGUGAUACAAGACGUAAACAAGAGAAGAACUUUGCUAAAGGACAGUAGCUGGAUAAAAUCACGGCCAGAAGAUGAAGAGGACAAGAUGAAAGAAGAAAACUUUGGGAAAAGUUUACUAAACAAAUACAAAUCCCAGGAAAAUCUGGACAAGGAUAAUGACAAAGAAGAGAAGGCAACCAUACACAACAGGUUCAAGUCAGAUGAUGCUCUGGACAGAAUUUCAUUGAGAAAUACAUCUGAAAGAGGAAAUAAAUCUGCAACACUGGAAAGAAUGCCCAUGAGUGAGUCAGACACCAUCAACAAAAGGCAAUCUUGGGCUCCCAGUAACAAGACAACAACAACAACAACUACCACCACUGAGGAAUCAAAGAGGAAGUCUUGGGCUCCAACAAACAGGAACACAACCAUCACAACAACCACAGAAACCAAACCGGCUGUUUCUAGCAAACCAGAUGGACAGAAAAUCACCAUCUACUCAUCCGAUGCCAGGACUACAGAUAUGCCAACAAGGACCAAUUUUAUUGAUAGUGCCAGAUCAAGAUUUGAAAAAACUGAAGAAAAACCUAGCCCACCCACUUCUCCACCAGCCAGAAUUGGCAACAGGCCGGCAUACCCUUCUAAGCCUGUUACAUCUGACAGUGGAGAAAGAAGAAGUGCAGUUGAGCGAAAGCAAAGAAGUCAAGAUCUGGAUAAUCUCAUUGACGUAUCAAGCUCUAGAGUUGUGAAAAGCAAAGGAAGUCAAGAUCUGGAUAAUCUCAUUGAAGUAUCAAACCCUAAAGUUGUAAGCAGCAGGGGAACUCAAAAUGUGGAUAAUCUGAUUGAUAUCAAAUCUACUGUAGAUAAAGGAGUCAAAAGAACUCAAAAUGUGGAUAAUCUGAUUGAUAUCAAAUCUACUGUAGAUAAAGGAGUGAAAAGCAGAGCUCAAAAUCUGGACAAUCUGAUAGACAUCAAACCCACUGCAAACAAGGGAGUGAAAAGCGAUCAACUGGAUGGCCUUAUUGAAAUUUCAGACACUGCCAAGAAUACUCGUAAAAGGGAAGAUCAACUCAGCGACUUCAUUGACAUAAAAAAACCUGAAGCGAAGUCCAGGACUCAAAAGGUUGACAAUCUAAUUGAAAUUAAAAAUACUAACACUGCUAGUACAAAUAAGGGGCCACAAAAUCUUGACAACCUUAUUGAUAUUAAAAAUACUAACACUAUCAGUACAAAUAAAGGGCCUCAAAAUCUUGACAGCCUUAUUGAUAUUAAAAAUACUAACACUAUCAGUACAAAUAAAGGGCCACAAAAUCUUGACAACCUUAUUGAUAUUAAAAAUACUAACACUAUCAGUACAAAUAAAGGGCCACAAAAUCUUGACAACCUUAUUGAAAUUAAAAAUACUAACACUAUCAGUACAAACAAAGGAAAUCAAGAUUUGGAUGACUUCAUUGCCAUAGCAGGAGAAAGAAACAAAGGGACACCCAAAUAUCCUGCUAAUAGCAGCAAUACUACAUCCCGUAGCUCAACUACAACUACCACUACCACAUACAAUGUCACAAGCGACAACUCUGAUGCCCCCAGCAGGCGUUCCUCCUCAUCCAGAACUUACAAUGUCACCAAUGACUCCCAAGACUCCCCAUUCAGAGGUUCGACUACCACAACAACCUACAAACUUUCAGAUGACAACAGUGAAGCUCCAUCCCGUCGUCCUACAACAACAACAACAACAACUUAUAAAGACAUUAAUGAUGGACCAAGCGCCCGAUCAAAUGUUAAUAACUACACACAAGAUUCAUGGAAAUCCUCACCUAACACAUAUGGACAAUCCAUUGUAUCAAAUUCAAUUAAAACUGUCUAUUCAACUUCUGAUCGAUCUGUUAUUGAAAAGGACUUGUGUACUUACUGUCGGAAGCCACUUGGCAUUGAUGCCAAAAUGAUCCUUAAAGAUUUAAGCAUAAGCUGCCAUGCAACAUGCUUUAAGUGUGAAGCAUGUUCUGGUUCCUUGGGAAAUCUAAAAGCUGGUGACAGCAUGUGGAUCUAUAAACAAACUAUUCACUGUGAACCAUGCUAUUUUUCUGCUAGAGAGAAAUGGAUCAUCUAAAUUGAGGGUCUAAAAUCAAACAAUAGAAGAUCAACUACGGAAAAUGUCAAUAUAUAGCUUUUCUUGUGUAACUAAAUACUGCUGGGGUUAUAAUGUAUAAAGGCUGGGGAAGAACUAUUGACUUUCCUCAAUAAAGAUUUACAACUUUCUAUUUUUAAUAUAGAACUUAUUUUAGAAUAAAAAAAUGUAUUGUACAGAAAACAAUAGUUCCCAAUUAAUAAUAAAGCCAAGAACAUUCUGUUGUUGUAUCAUUUAAUUAUGGAAUGAAAGAGCUGUUCUCUGUUCCCUAACCAAGAACACAAAUAGGAUUGAUGUGGUUUAGCCUUAGAUAUCUGCAGAAACAGCAAUGAAAUUCAAAUACAGUCGACACAUAAAUAAUUGCUAAAUAAAAACAAAGGUUGUUCAUACACCAUCAAAUUGUACAACUAUGACAUAACAUGGACCCUGUCAGUCAAAAAAAAAAAA